CGAGAUUCCGGGGGCGGGGAAGGAAAGGGAAGGGGAGUGGGCAGGGACGGCUCGAGGGAUGGCGCAAGUGAGGACCCCGCGCCCCGGGACUCGUUCCCGGCGGGGCGAUCCCCGCCGUCCGUCGCUCGGAGGGGCGCGGCGAUGCGCGGACCCCGCCCGAGAUCCACGCGGGCGACGCCAAACCCCCCCCGGCGGUACACGUGCGAGGGGUGAAUGCCGAUGGAGUGCCGGAGCGACGCUGCGACGUUACGUCCAGUCACCGACAGGUCGGCCUCCGGACGCCUGAGGGCCCCCACAAUCUCCACACCUCUCCUUUUUAAUCCCCGGCCUCGGAUCCGGCCGCCUAGCAAGGAAGACGUGAGGAACGGGGAGACGGAGAGGGAUAGGGAGACUUUUCGGAGGGAGAGACAGGGAGGAGGGAUUUAGAUGGAGGAGAGGGAGACUGCAGGGGGAACAUCGGGAGGGAGUCGGCCGGUGAGCGGCCGGGAGGAUUGCUGGAGUGAGGGGGCGACAGUCGCCUUGAUUCAGGCGUGGGGCGAUCGGCACCUCGAGCUCAACCGAGGGAACCUGAAGCAGAAGCACUGGCAGGAGGUCGCGGACGCGGUGAACGCCAUGCCGGGCGCCGCGAGAGCCAGGAAGACGGACGUGCAAUGCAAGAACAGGAUCGAUACGCUCAAGAAGAAGUACAAGGCGGAGAAGGCUAGGGUUUUGGCCACGAACGGAGCGUUUGUGAGCAAGUGGCCGUAUUAUGACCGGAUCGAUGAUCUGAUCGGACCUGCCGCCACCACGAAGAAGGCGUUGCCUGUGACGCCAGCAGUGAAGGGAGAGCCUCCUAUGGCGCUGCCUCUGUAUCGGACCACGGCAGUUCCAGUUGUCGCGGCAAGGGCUGCAGCCGCAGCGGCAGGCAAGGAGAAGCGGCCGGCAGAGGACGAUUACGUUUUCCGCAGGAUCCCGACCUCGGACACGCAAUCGGGGUCAUCGAGGUCGAAGACGAGCCCCGAUAGCGCGGAGAGCUCGCGGGAAAGCAAGGGGAAGGGUGGGAACGGGGAUGGGGACGGGGGAGGGUUUCGGGAGCUCGCUAGGGCGAUCAUGAGGUUUGGCGAGAUCUAUGAGAAGGUGGAAGCUGCAAAGCAGAGGCAGAUGAUGGAUCUGGAGCGGCAGAGGAUGGAGUUCGUGAAAGGGUUGGAGUUCCAGCGGAUGCAGAUUUUUAUGGAUUCGCAGGUCGAACUCGCGAAGAUGAAAAAGGCCAAGCGUGCAAACACAGUUCUGACCUGUCACACAGUCUUGCCAGAAGGACGCCACACCUGUGUUGAGGCGGCUAGACAUGGGUGCAAGAACAGGAAACAACUUAGGCAUGGCAAAAUGAUAGUUGAGAGUUACUUGUAACUGGCCAUGAGGGCCUCGUGGCACUCUGUUCUUGAAUGAGCCAGCUCCAAUAUGAUGGCUGGUGCACGGGGCUGCUUUGACAAAGUACUACUGCACAAUCCCAACUGAUGCUCAGGUAAUAAUAGAGUUUUCAAGAACUACUGGAAACCUUAGUACUAUUUUUCUAAUGAUUUUGUAUAUUAUCAAUUGUUUACAUAACUAGAUUAAUCAUGCCCUCUAGGAGCGAACCCCCUUUUUUUGUUUUUUUUUUUUUGUUUUUUUCCUUGUGAACAUCUGCUAAAACAUAAAAUGUCAACAGAUCUGAUGAGUUUCUUGUUUUCUUUA
Molecule: messenger RNA, 1710 nt
Organism: Nymphaea colorata (pocket water lily)
Lineage: Eukaryota; Viridiplantae; Streptophyta; Magnoliopsida; Nymphaeales; Nymphaeaceae
Product: trihelix transcription factor ENAP1-like
Exons: 3
Coding region: 427-1386 (319 amino acids)
Cellular component (GO): nucleus
Molecular function (GO): transcription cis-regulatory region binding
Source: RefSeq, a predicted model, not a curated record